This is a messenger RNA of Tarenaya hassleriana, 1751 nucleotides long. Its product is annotated as flavonoid 3'-monooxygenase-like. Bases 47 to 1570 code for a protein of 507 amino acids. The record is from RefSeq and is a predicted model, not a curated record. Lineage: Eukaryota; Viridiplantae; Streptophyta; Magnoliopsida; Brassicales; Cleomaceae. Gene Ontology annotation, molecular function: oxidoreductase activity, acting on paired donors, with incorporation or reduction of molecular oxygen; heme binding; monooxygenase activity. The transcript has 2 exons.
GUCACACACAUUUGAGUUGUGGCAGCAAAGCAAAAGCAAACAAUCCAUGGAGAAUCUUUUCCCUAUCCCAUACGGCGUCGUGUUGGCUGUCGUCGCUCUGGUCUUCUCAGUUAUAUGGUACAUCAAACUCAAACGGCCGGCGAGAAGUCCGUUGCCGCCGGGACCUCCAGGUCUUCCCGUCGUCGGAAACCUCCCGUUCCUCAAGCCGGACCUCCACGUAUAUUUUGAGACUCUCGCCCGAAAAUACGGCCCGGUUUUCAAACUCCGGCUCGGGGCCAAACUCGUUGUCGUGGUCACAUCUCCGGAGGUGGUGAGUGAGAUACUGAAGACACAUGACGUUGCAUUCUCCAACCAUGAUGUCACCGCCACGACACUCAUCGCCAUGUACGGUGGUGCGGAUAUAGGAUGGACUCCGUACGGACCGAAGUGGCGGAUGCUGAGGAAAGUGUGCGUUAACAGGCUGCUGAGUAACAGCGUCUUGGAUUCCUUCUAUGGCCUCCGCCGCCGGGAGAGCCGACAGAUAGUUAGGUACUUGGCUAGUCGGGCCCGGACCGGGUCGCCGGUAAAACUCGGAGAACAGAUAUUUUUGACGUUAUUUAACGUCAUAACGCAGAUGUUGUGGGGUGCUACGGUUUCCGGUGAAGAGAGGGAGAAAACCGCAACCGAGUUCAAAGAGUUGGUGUCCGAGAUCGUCGGUUUAAUUGGUCGGCCAAAUAUUUCUGAUUUUUUCCCCGGUUUAAGCCGGUUCGAUCUGCAGGGUUUGGCUAGGCAGAUGCGUGGAGUGUUCGAACAAUUCGACCAGAUGUUUGAUCGGAUAAUUGAUCAACGACUGAAAACUGAUGGGCAAAGUAAGAGAGACGGCGAGGAUUUCUUGCAGUUCUUGUUGAAAUUGAAGAACGAAGACGGAACCACAUCCUUGUCGAUGACCCACGUGAAGGCCUUGCUCAUGGACUUGGUGCUCGGCGGCACAGGGACAUCCUCGAGCACGAUAGAGUUUGCAAUGGCCGAACUUAUAACCAAACCAGAGAUGAUGAAAAGGGUUCAACAAGAACUAGACCAAGUUGUGGGUAAAGACAACAUCGUAGAAGAAUCUCAUAUCCCUAAACUUCCGUACUUACUUGCCGUUAUUAAGGAAACCCUAAGGUUUCACCCGGCUAGUCCUCUCUCAGUCCCUCGGCAGCCGAGUGAAACCAUCAUUGUCGCAGGCUACACCAUUCCAAAAGGCUCAACGGUAUUCUUUAACACCUGGGGGAUCCAAAGAGAUCCGAGUUUAUGGGAGAAACCUUUGGAAUUCAGUCCCGAAAGAUUUCUUAAUAAGUUAUACGACUUCAACGGAAACGAUACUGGUUAUCUUCCGUUCGGGUUUGGCCGGAGAAUAUGUGCCGGGAUACCCAUGGCCGAAACGAUGAUUUCAUACAAUCUCGCCAUGCUUUUGCAUUCGUUUGAUUGGAAGAUUCCAGAAGGAAAACGAUUCGAGAUUGAAGAGGAGUUUGGGUUGGUGUUGAAACUGAAAAAUCCACUGGUAGCCAUACCCAUACCAAGGUUGCCGAAUCCGAAUCUUUAUCUUUAAAUGUGAAAUAUAUUAAAGACUACGAUGCUUGAUAUAGACGUUAUCUUGAUAUCGAAUAACUAUUUGCCUGCGCUGUUACGUGAAUAUUCACUCUCCUGUUGAAAUAUAUAUGUAAUAAAACUGUGUCGUUUUGAAUAAGAUAAGAAGAUGAUACACUUCAAAGUUGGAGUGUAUAUGUUUU